AUGGCGGAAACCAAAAUAAUAUAUCAUAUAGACGAGGAGGAGACGCCGUACCUGGUGAAGAUUCCAAUCUCUUCGGAAGAAAUCACACUGUUGGACUUUAAACAAGUUCUCAAUAAACCUAAGUAUAAGUUCUUCUUCAAGUCCAUGGAUCAGGACUUCGGGGUGGUGAAGGAAGAGAUAUCAGACGACUCUGCAAAACUUCCCUGCUUUAAUGGAAGAGUGGUUUCUUGGCUGGUUUCCUCAGAAAGUGCUGCAGGGGAAGUUGCAGCACCUCCAGCUCCUGUUGCAGGACUGCGAACGGAACCGUCACCUCCUCCGCCCCCCCUUCCCCCACCAGCCGCAGAGCGUUCAGGUGGCAUUGGUGACUCAAGACCUCCUUCAUUCCACCCUAAUGUGGCCAGCAGUGUGGAGACUCUGGAUGAAGCAACUGAAACAGAGUCGGUCAUGUCGUUUAGGAGAGAAAGACCCAGAUGCAGAGAGAGUUUAGAGCAGCACGGGUCUCGUGUGAAUGGUCAAACACGGUUAGAACGGCACAUGGCCGGCUAUGAAAGCUCCUCCACCAUGAUGAGCAGUGACCUGGACACCACCAGCUUCUGUGACUCAGAUGAGGAUGGCACCAUGAGCAGGUUUAGUAGUUCUACAGAACAGAGUACAGCCUCCAGAUUGUUAAAGAGACACCGCAGGCGUAGGAAACAGCGGCCACCGAGACUAGAACGGGCAUCGUCAUUCAGCAGUGUGACUGACUCCACAAUGUCACUCAACAUCAUCACUGUUACUCUCAAUAUGGAUAAAUAUAAUUUCUUGGGCAUCAGUAUUGUUGGUCAGAGUAAUGAGCGGGGGGAUGGAGGCAUCUACAUCGGCUCCAUUAUGAAGGGAGGAGCCGUGGCGGCGGAUGGGCGAAUAGAGCCUGGAGACAUGUUGCUGCAGGUGAAUGAUAUAAACUUUGAGAACAUGAGUAAUGAUGAUGCUGUAAAGGUGCUAAGAGACAUUUUACACAAACCUGGACCCAUCAUCCUGACUGUGGCUAAGUGCUGGGACCCUUCACCUCAGGGAUACUUCACACUGCCCUGCAAUGAGCCGAUCCGACCCAUUGACCCUGCUGUGUGGGUAACUCACUCUGUGGCCAUGAGUGGUGGAGCAUACCCUCCUUACCCUCCCAGCACCAUCACUUCCAGCUCAUCUGUUACAGAGACUGAGAGGUUUGAUGAGUUUUCGCUCUCCCUGCAUUCUGAUAUGACGUCAAUUGCUAAAGCCAUGUCCUCUCCUGACUCUGGCCUGGAAGUCAGAGAUAGGAUGUGGCUAAAGAUCACCAUCCCUAAUGCAUUCCUGGGUUCUGAUGUGGUAGAGUGGCUUUAUCAUCACAUUGAGGGCUUCCAGGACAGACGAGAGGCUCGUAAAUAUGCUAGUAACCUCCUGAAAGCUGGUUUUAUCAGACACACAGUGAACAAGAUCACCUUUUCAGAGCAGUGCUACUAUGUGUUUGGAGACUUCAGCGACUGUGAAAACUAUAUGGCAAAUCUCUCGCUAAAUGACAAUGAUGGUUCCAGUGGAGCUUCAGACCAGGACACACUGGCACCCUUGCCUUUGCCAGGGGCCACACCCUGGCCCCUGAUGCACACUUUUCCUUAUCAAUACCCACAAACUUACCCCAGCCAACCCCCUCCAUACCAUGAGCUCUCCAGCUAUAUCUAUGCACCAGGAAGUGCUGGCAGUCAACACAGUGAAGGAAGUCGUAGCAGUGGUUCAACACAAAGUGAGGGUGAGCGAAGACGCGGCAGUAAAGGAGGUGGGAGCACCAGUGGACGAGAUGAAAAAUCCCCUGUAGGAGGAGGUGGUGCCGACUCCCGCUCUGGCAGCGGCAGUGAAUCGGAAUACUCUAUUCGCAGUAGCCGGACAAGAGACAAUGGUUCCACCACACCAAGUGAGCACAGCCUCAGUCUGAGCCAGCGGUCCCAUCACAGAGUUUCGCCCUCUCACCUGGCUCCGUAUCCCCCUGGGAUCCCAAUCUCAUAUAAUCCCAUGAUGGUCAUGAUGUUGCCACAGCACCCCCACCCCCAUCCGGCCAUGGGCGGCCCUAUACCCACCCUCCCAACUCCACCUCUUCCAUCUUUGCCGCACACUUUUACACCUGGUGGCCCUCCUGGAGCUCCUCCUACCAGGGAUCUGGGAUCCGUUCCUCCUGAGCUCACUGCAUCCAGGCAGUCCUUCCAUCUGGCUAUGGGCAAGCCCAGCGAGUUCUUUGUGGAUGUUAUGUAG
This is a messenger RNA of Rhinichthys klamathensis goyatoka, 2256 nucleotides long. Its product is annotated as segment polarity protein dishevelled homolog DVL-2-like. Gene Ontology annotation, cellular component: cytosol. The record is from RefSeq and is a predicted model, not a curated record. Gene Ontology annotation, biological process: canonical Wnt signaling pathway; intracellular signal transduction. Gene Ontology annotation, molecular function: frizzled binding. The coding region runs from base 1 to 2256 and encodes 751 amino acids. NCBI's taxonomy places the organism in Eukaryota, Metazoa, Chordata, Actinopteri, Cypriniformes, Leuciscidae. The transcript has 15 exons.